Molecule: messenger RNA, 2358 nt
Organism: Cryptomeria japonica (Japanese cedar)
Lineage: Eukaryota; Viridiplantae; Streptophyta; Pinopsida; Cupressales; Cupressaceae
Product: ataxin-3 homolog
Exons: 2
Coding region: 236-1588 (450 amino acids)
Biological process (GO): protein deubiquitination
Cellular component (GO): nucleus
Molecular function (GO): cysteine-type deubiquitinase activity
Source: RefSeq, a predicted model, not a curated record
AAACAUCUGUUAUCCGUCCCAAAUAAAUAUCAAGUCGAAAAAUACUCUGUAAACAAAGUCUUUCUUCUUGUCCAAACAUGCUCGUUCUUUUGUGCUAACAACGCAAACAAUCAAAGGAGGAAGAAUCAGGCAGACCCAAAAACCUAAAAAAAAUAAUAAUUUAGGGUUUGCUAUUUGGCUAAAGUAGAAAAGACUACAGGCAUAGGAAAGCACUUCUAGGGUUUGAGAGUAGGCUAUGGCGAUGGAAAGGCCAGAUGUUACAAACGGGGGGCUACUGUAUCACGAGGUGCAAGAGUCGAAAUUGUGCGCAGUUCACUGCGUGAAUACGGUUUUGCAGGGGCCGUUUUUCACUGAGUUGGACUUGGCAAGCAUUGCGGCGGACUUGGAUCAGCGAGAGAAGCAGAUGAUGAUGGAGGGCGGUCUCGAUUCUGCUGAUUAUUUGCAGUUUAUGUCUGAGGACUCGUCCAAUGUUGCGAUGGAUGGAGAUUUUAGCAUUCAGGUUUUAGAGAAGGCUCUAGAGAUUUGGGAUCUUCGAGUGAUUCCAUUUGAUUCACCACUGGCAGAUGAAGCCCAGAGAGAUCCUCAGAAUGAGGAGGGGUUUAUAUGUCAUCUCCAGGACCAUUGGUUCUGCAUCAGGAAAGUGGGUGGAGAGUGGUACAAUUUCAAUAGCCUCUAUCCUGCUCCCGAGCAUCUCUCCAAGUUCUAUCUAUCUGCCUAUAUGGACACUCUUAAGAGUUCUGGCUGGAGCAUCUUCCUUGUAAGAGGUAAUUUUCCAAAAGAGUGCCCUGUCUCCAGUUCAGAAAGUAGUAAUGCUUUUGGGCAAUGGUUCACUCCUGAAGAUGCACAGAGGAUUGUCAAAUCCACAUCAGUGACGCACAAUACUUCCCAUGAACAGAAGUCUGUAUCAGUUCUUUCUUCACCUUCUAAUGCACAAGGAGGUACAGCUUUAGGUGCUGAUAAUUCUAAUUAUGAAGAUUCUCAGUUGAGGGCUGCAAUAGCUGCUAGUUUGGGACAUGACCCUUCACAAUGUGAAAACCCUAGUGUUCAGGGUUAUUUAACAAAUUCAUUCAGUAGGCCAUUUGAUGCUAUGCAUAGCAUAUCAGAUGAUGAAGAUCAAGAAUUGAUGGCAGCCAUUGCAGCUAGUCUGAAGGAUUCUACCUCAGGUAGUGGGAACUCUAAGAAUCAAGAUGUUCCUCAGUCGUCAGCAUUUGUCUUGCCAAGUUCAAUGAAUCUGGAUCAAAAUGUUGGAUUGUUGCCCACUUCCACCCAUAUUCCUUCAUCAUCCAUUAAUAUCUCAGGGGAUACAGAUUAUAGUCAGCAGGAAACAUUACUUUCUCCAACAAUGGAGGAUAACUUGCAAGAGAAACAAGAUCUGGUCUCCACUGCCACAUUUGCUUCAACUGUGCAGAACUCUUCUUUGUCUCAGGAUGAUCAUACACCCAUCAAUCAGGUGCCCCAGGUCACAGCUCCAAUGCCAAAUACGGUGUCUAUUAACACUGGCUAUUCAAAUGUUUCUGAAUUAGCAGCUGCAAUGGCAGCAAGCCUGGCUGAUGUGCAAGUGCCUCCACAAAGAGAUGACCGGAUAUAAUUUGAAUCUGACUGCAGCAGUGAUUAUGAACAAAUCCACCUUUUGGGGUUCCUUGUCAACAUGUUCUUGGAUUGCAUGUUUGCCCAAGUAUUUUCACCAUUCACCAUUUACCAUUUUGAUGGUAUUUUUUUUGUCUAUAUGUUGAAUUGUCGUGGUGCAGGUCUCAAGUCCUAUUAAAUUUUUUUGAAACUUGCACUUGAGCUCGCCCUCUGUAUCUUUUGACACUCUAGCAUUGGAAGGCUGAUUAUUAGCACAUGUGAAGGGGACUAAAGUUCAACUCGUACCUUUCUCUGAGUACGUGAUAUGCAUCUGAUAUUGAUUUGGGAGUCAAAGCACUCUCCAAAUUGAUAGCGCUCACCACAUAUAUUAUUUAUCUUCUUGUCUUGAGGUCGUUUAUCAUAUUCUACAAGCAUUGCUAGAAUACCAAAUAUCAAAGUAUAGGAAGAUUGUAGAACAUCAUACAGAAAACAGUAACUUCAGUGUAGUACCAGCUAUCAACGUAACCAUAAGUGCAUCUGUUACUACUCUCAACAAAGGACGCAGUAAUAGUGAGACAAUACACUCACUUAUUCAGUGUUUAUGCAAGAGAAAUAUAAAAGUGAUGUUAAAUCACAUCGAAUACCAGUAUAUUACAUAUUGCUGGAGCUUCUUUACAUGUGUUCAAGUGAAGAAUGCAACUGGUGCAAUAGAAUUUCCAUCAGUGUUGAAAAUGUAUUGUUGUUGCACCGAAUUAAUGUAUUGUAUCCUAUCUGGAGGUGAGUUCUAGUCAA